UAUAAUAAUAUCAUAACAAAGUUUAAACAUUAGAGAGAUCUGCUGGCUGAUGAGUAUAGGGAGGCUUUGUUAUGGGAAAAAUGGUUUCUUCCUUAUUUUAUAUCAUUUAUGACUCAUGUUCUGCAAUCGACGUCUUGUGUUUUGUCUUACUUCUGUUUUUUGUUUUUGACAUUCACCUAGUUUGUUCAAUGGUUGUCUCUGCCUGAUAGACUCUGAACUCUAUCUCCCAAACACAAAUCCGGGGGGUUGUGUCUCUGUCUGCUGAGACUUAGCGCUCCUUCCUCUCUGAUAGUCAGACGCCAGUGAUGCAGGUGUGAGAAUGUAAACAUCUCCACACACACGGCGACAGUUAUGAGAUGGUGCAUGCAAUCUGAUUGGGCCACACAGACAUUCCACUGUAGUCGGACAGAGAGGUUAAAAGACAGAUGCAACUUGAGGAUUGUGGGCUCUUUGCAUUACACCUUCGUGGUGUAUCCGCUGAUCUCCCCAGUUUGUUUUUGGUUUGUUGAUGUGCACGAUCAACAUCCAUGUUUUUGAUUUGCUUUCCCAAUUAUUUUUAUUUUCCUUAAUUUUUAUAAGAAAUUACACAAAAGACAACUCUCUCAUCUGCUUGUUUAUGGGAAAUUUUCACCGCAGCUUCCAGUCAGAACAAUGUAAAAACUAAACAACGCCCCAUGAUCCACUGUGAUGAACACCAGACUCAACAGCGUUUACUCAUCGGCUGUUACAGGACGCAAGAAGUCUGGAACACCUUGAAAGGGCCUGCUGGAUCCUAAAAUAACUUACAGCUCGAUAAAGUAUGGGAUAUUGGAAAAGUAAUGGACGCUUAAACAUCUGGAAGAACUGUGGACAGAAAUAAAGUUACCGGAUCUGUAAGAAUAUAGAAAAAACAUAUGCUAUUUUGCUUCCAUUGUUAUUAUUAGCGUGGUUGUUUAAAUAUGUUGAUGGACGUCUUUGCGUGUUGGGCAAGAAAUUUCCACGUGUUAAACUAAUGUAUUUUCAAUAAAGUUGUAGACAAAAAAAGCAACAACAAGCGCUGAAAGUAAAUGCACACGCUGCAGAGGCGGCUGCGUGGCCACAACCCUACACACUGAGUCAUUCUGGGUCCAUGGAGCAAAACACCACGUUUACUCACUGAGGGGGAAAACCAGCGGGGUGAACCUCGCCUGCGCUGAGGCUUCGCCCCGCUGUUAUGAGAAGCAGCCGCAGCCCGUCUGAAUGAAGGCUUUCUGCUCUGGGCCCCGACGGCCAAUGGGUUUUCUUCAUCGUGCGGUCAGCGUUUGACGCGUCAGCCAGGCGCGCCCACUGCGCAGCCCCGGAGCCGUCUGCGCCCGCCAACGGAGCUCAGUGUGGAUGGAUCGGCGAGACGCGACGCACGAGCGCGGCUUUUCUGCCUCUUCUUCACAGCCGAGGGGAAAGUUACGGACAAGGCCCAGCGUGAAGCGGACGUGAACGGAGACUUCCAUCCGGGAGCAGGCGGCGCGCGGAGUCUAACGAAGUAAAGAAGGUUUCUCAGGACCCACCCAGUUCUGGCCUAAACACAAGGAUUGAAUGUCCGACAGGAAGUCGGAUUGGAUCUGGAGAUCAUCCUAGUGUUAACAUAAAGACAGCGAGAUAACCAUGACGACGGCUAGCUUCAGCGACGACUAUGCAAACUACACCUAUGAGGAUGACCUGGAGUACGGCGACAUUGAAGAGCUCAGAGUUGGGCACAGGCAGCAGGAAACUCUGCACAUCAUCUCUGUAGUCGUAUACUGUAUUUCCUUUGCGCUUGGGCUUAUUGGAAAUGGAACGGUCAUUUGGGUGACGGCGUUUAAAAGCAAAAAGACCGUCAACAGUGUGUGGCUGCUCAAUCUAGCCAUGGCCGACUUUGUGUUUGUGCUGUUCCUGCCCUUGUACAUUGAUUACAUAUUACGGGACUUCCACUGGGAUUUUGGUUGGGCCAUGUGCAAGAUCAACUCCUUUGUGUCUGUCAUGAACAUGUAUGCCAGCGUGCUCUUCCUCACCGUGCUGAGUAUCGACAGGUACAUCUCUAUAGUCCACCUGAACUGGUCCCAGAGACACCGCACGGUCUGGAGAGCGUGGCUGGUGUGCGCCUGCAUAUGGGUGCUGGCUGCAGCCAUGAGCUCUCCCGCGCUGGUGUUUCGCGACACUUUGCGCUUACACGACAAGGUGGUGUGCUUCAAUAACUUCUACACACACGAUUCAAAAACAGCAAUCAUGAGACACAUUAUCACGGUGAGCCUCCGUACCAUUGUGGGCUUCCUCCUGCCCUUUAGUGCCAUAUGUGUGACGGGAAUACUACUGACGGUCAAGGUGAAUCAGUCUAAGAGAGUCAUGCAUGUUUCUAGCUUCUCCAGAACAGUCACUGCAGUAAUCCUGGCCUUCUUUUUGUGCUGGGCACCUUUCCAUACUUUUAGCCUGAUGGAGCUCUCCAUACAUACCACAUUUUAUCUGCACAACAUACUGAAAACGGGGUUUCCUCUCGCCACCAGUUUAGCGUUUUUCAACAGCUGCAUUAACCCUCUGCUCUACAUGCUUCUGGGCAAAAAGGUACGACACAUCCUAAAGCGCGCAUGCCUGAACAUAACUAAAAGUUCAUUAAGAGAGUUCAGCCAGUCGAUCUCUGCCACUGAGCUAGAGUCUGUGCCAGGACCCCAUCAGGACGGCAUUCCGGAGGUGGAGUCGGCAAAUCUAUGAUCUCAGCCCUCCUCAGAUUCCUGUAGUUCUCCAUGAAAAAUCCGGAGGGUGAGACUGGCUGAGUUUUUAGUGUAAACGAGAAGGAAUGCACAAAAGCCAGAGCAAUUUUCCUAUUUAGUUUCAUAUGGUCAGCCAGCGCCUUGUCCCAGUGGACGAGCUGAGGGAAGCUACUAGCAGAAAUUAUCACAGACACAGAAAGAAACAACUGCCAGGACACAGAUUACAGCUGCUAAACAGUGUUUUUGACUGACUUCUAAUUAGUCAUUCUAGUUUAAUUCAAGUGGUCCCACAAGGUCCAUCUUUUAUAUCUGACUAUCUGCUGCUUAACUACUCUUAAAUAUUUUAAUGGACUUUGCAGAUAUCAUGCUGUUAUAAAACUUUUAUCUAUUCAUUAAUAAUAUGCGUAUUAGAUAUCUGUAUUUUUGUUGUUGUAUUCUUUUGAACCAAGAGUAUCUGCUGUCAGAGCUCAAUAUGGUAUUGCAUUGUUUACAAUAUAAUAUAUUGCCCAUUUUUGAUUGCAGUCUAUGAUUAUUGUGUUUUAACAUUAUAGUGGCUGUGGGAGCCAUCUAUUAAUGUAACUAGUCGAAUCCUAUGUUUUAUACUAAUAUAUUCACAGUAAAUGUAUCUUAAUAAAUCAGGUUUUCUAAACA
Molecule: messenger RNA, 3350 nt
Organism: Betta splendens (Siamese fighting fish)
Lineage: Eukaryota; Metazoa; Chordata; Actinopteri; Anabantiformes; Osphronemidae
Gene: cmklr2
Product: chemerin chemokine-like receptor 2
Exons: 3
Coding region: 1621-2700 (359 amino acids)
Biological process (GO): complement receptor mediated signaling pathway; phospholipase C-activating G protein-coupled receptor signaling pathway; positive regulation of cytosolic calcium ion concentration
Cellular component (GO): plasma membrane
Molecular function (GO): G protein-coupled receptor activity; complement receptor activity
Source: RefSeq, a predicted model, not a curated record